Molecule: messenger RNA, 2341 nt
Organism: Perca fluviatilis (European perch)
Lineage: Eukaryota; Metazoa; Chordata; Actinopteri; Perciformes; Percidae
Product: vasodilator-stimulated phosphoprotein-like
Exons: 13
Coding region: 191-1465 (424 amino acids)
Biological process (GO): axon guidance; positive regulation of actin filament polymerization; actin cytoskeleton organization
Molecular function (GO): SH3 domain binding; profilin binding
Source: RefSeq, a predicted model, not a curated record
GAAAUGACAAUAAAAAGGCAGAAGUGCAAGUGGUUGGUGUUAAACAAUGUCAUGACAGAGAGCGAUGAAGGUGUGCAGACUUCAUUGAAUAGACAACAAAUGUACUCGUGAGAGUGAGGAUUCAAGUUAAUGAGAAUAAGCAGAUUGUUAUAAAGCAAGUGAAACUUAGGAUACUGACUACAGCAGGAAUAUGGGUGAGUCUAGUAUCUGCCAAGUGAGGGCAACAGUCAUGCUGUAUGAUGACAACAACAAGCGGUGGGUGCCAGCUGGAUCUGACAGUCCCUCCUUCAGCCGCGUCCAGAUCUAUCACAACCCUGUGGCCAAAACCUUCAGAAUAGUGGGCCGCAAACUGCAGGCCGACCAGCAGGUGGUGAUCAACUGUCCCAUUAUCAAAGGGAUAAAGUAUAAUCAAGCCACACCAAGUUUCCACCAGUGGCGGGAUCCCAAACAGGUGUGGGGGCUGAACUUUGGCAAUAAGGAGGAUGCUAUCCUUUUUGCCAACUCAAUGAUGCAUGCAUUAGAGGUUCUCAGUGCACCAGCAGGCGCAGGCCCUCAGAAUGGACCCUCUGCAUAUGAGCUGGAGCCCGAGAAAAGACAGAGGCAGGAACAGCAGGAGAAGGGGCAUCUGGAGAGAGAGAGGCAUAGCUCCACUGCUGCAGCUGCCCCUGCUGUUCCUCCUGCCCAGCCGGCCGCUCCACACACCCCACCGGCACCCCCACCACCUUCCUCAGGACCGUGUCCACCUGCGCCCCCACCACCUGCUUCGGGACCGUGCCCACCUGCUCCUCCACCACUUCCUCCCGGAGGCAUGGUCCCACCUGCACCACCCCCGCCCCCUGCUGGAGGAAGUGGAGGUGGCAGAGGUGAAGGUGGAGGUGGAAAUGAUCUGGCUGCAGCUCUGGCAGGAGCCAAACUGCGUAAAACAGUCAAGGAUGAGGGAGGAGCAGCAGCUCCAUCCCCCAAAUCAGCAUCUUCAUCUGGUGGAGGUGGAGGAGGGUGUCUAAUGGGAGAAAUGAGUGCUAUGCUUGCUAGGAGGAGGAAAGCUGCUGAUAAUCCUGCUGCAAAAAAUGUAGAACCUCACAAUGAGGAUUCUGACUCCUCAAUAUCAAAAUCCUCAGGACCAGGAGAAAUCAAUGGAAAACCCAAAGAAAAAUCAGCCACUAUUUCAAGGCCCAAAUCCUUAACCAGCAAUCAAAAGGAUUCCAGCCCCUUCACUUCCACCUCCUCCUCUAACUCUGCCGCUACCCCAGUGUCCAGACUGAAGGUGGUGAAAAAGAACUCUGAUGGUGCAGGAAGUGAUAGUGAUAUGGAAAGAAUCAAACAGGAAAUUAUUGAAGAAGUGAAAAAAGAACUUCAAAAAGUGAAGGAGGAGAUCAUCACAGUACUGAUCCAGGAGCUGCAAAGUGCACAGCUAAAGGGUGAAGACUCUGAAAGACAAAGAAUGGAUGAAGAGAACAAUGAAUAAAUGUGAAUGUUUUAUCAUGCAAUGCUCAGGCAGAUAGAAAUUGUGCUAUUUCUACAUACUCAAAAUAUCAAUUCUGAUAUUGACAUUUAAGACACAAAUUUGAUAAAGAUAUAUGGGCAAUUAUUUUAUUUAUUUUUACACAUUCCCAAACAUUUGAUGAGAAUGCAUUGUUCUCUAAAGAUUUAUGACUCCAUUUUGUACUUACCAAGACAUAUUGCAUUUGAAAAAUGAACUUCCAGUGCUCUCUGGUGGACAAAUGUAAUGGAGGCAUGAUUUCUAAAUGACCUCAAACAUAUCUUGGGCAUUUCUGUAAAACCAUUUAUUUUUACCCAGUACAGCAUAUACAACAGAAAAACAACAAACUCCUGCUUUUCCCCUGUAAGAUUCUCGUGCUGUUGUGCUCAUUUAUGUGCUUACUGCAGAGAAAUAAUACUGCAAUAUUUUAGUCAUCUUCUACUGGUGGAGGAAGUACUUGUAAAAGUACUCAUUUACAAGUCAGAAAGUCUUCACCUGGGAAGUAUAACUUCUAACAACGCAUUAUAAUGUAUUGGUUUGUCAUAUGUGUUGUGUUAAACUUGAAUCCAAGUUGCAGACGCUGGCAGACAGAUACACUGUAACCUGGGGCAGGGCCCAGUGCUCUCGAUGUAGAGGAGUUCCUGCAAACAGGCUCCUCUGAUGCAGCACAUACACACAAGCAGACUAAGGAAGGACCAUCAUAGCAUGUAUUACAAGCAAUUGUUUGACGCAUUUUUCAAAGACUUUUUGAAAUAAUAAAAAAACAUGCUGCUAUGCUAUGUGUAAUAACAGUUAUGUUACAAUUGAGGUUGUGUUUUCUAGUAACAAAAUACUGCAAAUAAAACAACCUUUUGCAAAACA